Oncorhynchus nerka (sockeye salmon) is the source of this 2073-nucleotide messenger RNA. Its product is annotated as retinoic acid receptor RXR-gamma-A-like. The record is from RefSeq and is a predicted model, not a curated record. NCBI's taxonomy places the organism in Eukaryota, Metazoa, Chordata, Actinopteri, Salmoniformes, Salmonidae. Gene Ontology annotation, biological process: anatomical structure development; cell differentiation; response to retinoic acid. The coding region runs from base 104 to 1717 and encodes 537 amino acids. Gene Ontology annotation, molecular function: zinc ion binding; retinoic acid-responsive element binding; nuclear receptor activity. The transcript is spliced from 9 exons. Gene Ontology annotation, cellular component: nucleus.
GUAACACACACACACACACACACAUGAUCGGGGGCUGCCAGCCCGCCGCCUGCGUUGGAAGGGUCAAGCCCCCUGCAGAUCCUCCGAGGUGUCGCCUGCAGACAUGAGAAUCAUAGCAGGUGUCGGAGAUUCCGGAGGAAAAGAGGAAAGCGACUUAAUAGACAUUAGCCAAUCAGAGUUAGAUAUGUACGUAAACUACCAGCCCCUGAUGCUCCUUCCUGACUUUGACAGUUCUUCUGUGCAGGUCUCGCACCUGAGCUCCACCCCAUCUCAGUCCCUCAGCACCAUGGUGGGGCCCCCUCACCACCACCCCUAUCACCACCACCAUCAUCAUCAUCACCACCCCUCCGUCAUCAGUGCCUCUGUCAACCCCGGGCAGCCCCUCCCGUCUCCCAUGAGCACCCUGGGCUCGCCAUUCAACGGGCAGGGCAGCUCGCCGUACUCAGUCAUCACCUCGUCAUCUCUGGGCUCCCCAAGUGUCUCCAUCCCCCCUACUCCCACCAUGGGCUUCAGCACACUCUCCAGCCCACAGAUGAACUCUCUGAACAAUGUGAGCAGCAGUGAGGACAUCAAGCCUCCGCCAGGCCUAGCUGGACUGGGUCACAUGAACAGCUACGGCUGCAUGAGCCCAGGGUCCAUGUCCAAGCACAUCUGUGCCAUCUGUGGGGACCGAUCCUCAGGGAAACACUACGGCGUGUACAGCUGUGAAGGCUGCAAGGGCUUCUUCAAGAGAACCAUCAGGAAGGACCUCAGCUACACGUGUCGAGACAGCAAGCAGUGCCUGAUCGACAAGCGCCAGCGCAACCGCUGCCAGUACUGCCGCUAUCAGAAGUGUCUGGCUAUGGGCAUGAAGAGAGAAGGUGCGUGUGUCUGUGUGUGUGUGUGUGUGUGUGUGUCUCUGUGUCUCUGUGUGUGUGACUCCCAUGUUUGUGUGUUCCUCUGCGCAGCGGUGCAGGAGGAGCGUCAGCGGGGCCGGGAGAAGAGUGAUAAUGAGGUGGAGUCUACCAGUAGUUUUAACGAGGAUAUGCCCGUUGAGAAGAUACUGGACGCGGAGCUGGCUAUCGAACCCAAGACUGAAGCCUGUAUGGAGGCGAGCGCAGGCAACUCUAAGAACGACCCGGUCACCAACAUCUGCCAGGCAGCAGACAAGCAGCUGUUCACCCUGGUGGAGUGGGCCAAGAGGAUCCCCCACUUCUCUGAGCUGGCCCUGGACGACCAGGUCAUCUUAUUACGAGCAGGUUGGAAUGAGCUGCUCAUUGCCUCGUUCUCCCACCGCUCUGUGACAGUGAAGGAUGGUAUCCUAUUGGCCACGGGGCUCCACGUACACCGCAGCAGCGCCCACAGUGCCGGGGUGGGCUCCAUCUUUGACAGGGUGCUGACGGAGCUGGUGUCUAAGAUGAAAGACAUGCAGAUGGACAAGACUGAGCUGGGCUGCCUCCGAGCCAUUGUUCUCUUCAACCCAGAUGCCAAGGGCCUGUCUAAUCCUACAGAGGUGGAAGCCCUGAGAGAGAAGGUGUACGCCUCACUGGAGUCCUACACUAAACACAGAUAUCCGGAGCAGCCUGGCAGAUUUGCCAAGCUGUUGCUGCGUCUGCCUGCACUACGCUCCAUCGGCCUCAAGUGUCUGGAGCACCUCUUCUUCUUCAAGCUGAUAGGAGAUACGCCCAUAGAUACUUUCCUCAUGGAAAUGCUUGAAGCGCCGCACCAGAUCACAUGACACAUGUCUUACCCAUUGUAAAUACCCCCUAAACCCAAUUCCCAGAUCCCGUACCCCGGAGUACAACUGCUAUGAAGUCAAACUUGAGAGUUCUUCACUUGCAUAUUUUGUACCGAGCACAAUUAAUAAUGUGAAAAUAAAAAGUUUCUAUUGGUAUUUUAAGAAAUGCAACACUGUCAAAGGUGAAUUUUAAAGAGGAUAAUGUUUUUGUAAAAAGAAGAGUAUUAAUUAUCAGAUCUAGCAACAAAUGAAUGCAACAUGAAGUCUUAUUUUAUUCAAUGAUGAACGGUAUGAAAUACAAUGUCACCAGAAUAGAAUAUCUGUGCAAAUAAAAAGACAACUUUUAACAUAAUAAA